Leopardus geoffroyi (Geoffroy's cat) is the source of this 5017-nucleotide messenger RNA. It is a transcript of the gene PGPEP1, whose product is annotated as pyroglutamyl-peptidase I. Gene Ontology annotation, biological process: proteolysis. The coding region runs from base 161 to 760 and encodes 199 amino acids. Gene Ontology annotation, molecular function: pyroglutamyl-peptidase activity. NCBI's taxonomy places the organism in Eukaryota, Metazoa, Chordata, Mammalia, Carnivora, Felidae. The record is from RefSeq and is a predicted model, not a curated record. The transcript has 5 exons. Gene Ontology annotation, cellular component: cytosol.
GAACCUCCUGGCAGCCAGUGCUCCCCCAGCCCUGCGCUAAGAGGGGGCUGCUCUCCUGAGGCAAGAGCAGGUGGAGGUCGGGGGACCUCGAGCGGGUAGCCGCUCUCCCUGUUGUCGCCAGGACCGGCUCAGUCAAAAAUCUUUCCGCCCCGGGCUCUUUAUGGGGUUUGGCCCUUUUGGGGAACACACUGUGAAUGCCAGCUGGAUUGCAGUCCAGGAGCUGGAGAAGCUAGGGCUUGGCGACAGCGUGGACCUACAUGUGUAUGAGAUUCCAGUCGAGUACAAGACGGUCCAGAGGCUCAUCCCUGCCCUGUGGGAGAAGCACAGCCCACAGCUCGUGGUGCAUGUGGGGGUGUCGGGCAUGGCGACCGCGGUCACACUGGAGAAGUGCGGGCAUAACAAGGGCUACAAGGGGCUGGACAACUGCCGCUUCUGCCCCGGCUCCCAGUGCUGCGUGGAGGACGGGCCCGAAAGCAUUGACUCCAUCAUCGACAUGGAUGCUGUGUGUAAGAGGGUCACCACGCUGGGCCUGGAUGUGUCAGUGACCAUCUCCCAAGAUGCCGGCAGGUACCUCUGCGAUUUCACCUACUACACCUCUCUGUACCAGAGCCAUGGCCGCUCAGCCUUCGUUCAUGUGCCCCCGCUGGGCAAGCCGUACAACGCAGACCAGCUGGGCAGGGCGCUGCGGGCCAUCAUCGAGGAGAUGCUGGACGUCCUGGAGCAGUCAGAAGGCAAAAUCAACUGUCGCCACAAACACUGAGAGCCUCUUAGGCCUCCCAAGACCUCGUCCCACUAGGGACCCUGGGAGGGACAUCUGCCUUCUGGGGCCUGGCCAAGGAGGAUACGCCUGACAGCUGGGGAUCUGAUUUGGAUCAAUAUUCCGACUUACACACCUCUUCCUUUUUCUCCGCAAAAGGGCUGGUCGAUUUGCAAGGGGUGGCUGAAGAUUUUUCCUCUAUCGCCCUUGGCUUUAGGGGACACCGCCACAGUGGCUGGGAAGCCCGUGGGUCCCGAUCUCCACGGGGAAUCCUGGCCGAGUGGAUCUCUGCUCUUUGAUCCCGCAGCUGGGGCCCCCUGUUCACCUGCCUGUCUAAGUCUCCGGUGAAGGGAUUCCGGUGUUCCCCCCCCCCCCCCCCCCACGUCCAUGACUGGUUUUUCCCAAACUUAAAAACUCCUUGAAAUGUCUUUGCCCUGAUUCAUGUCCCAACAGCCUGGACAGCCCUGGAAAGGGCUGCCUUGGGAUAUGGCAGGGGCUUUUUUUUUUUUUUUUUUCUCCUCUCUCUCUCUCUCUCUCUCUCUCUCUGUCUCUCUUACUCUGGAGCGGGGCUGCCGGUGGAAAGCAGACCUUGUCAUUUUGACAUGCACAUGACUGGUUUUUGUUUUCUUUUUUUUUUUAAUGUGUAAAAAUUUAUAGCAGCUGCAAACCCACCCCACAUCUGGCCUGGAUUUUUGCGGACUUGGUGCUGGGGACCAGCUUAUUGCUUUCCUCAUGGUGGUGGGGGCAGAAUGGGGCCUGGGGGCUGGAGUUUGCCGAACCCCUUGUGGCUGGCGUGUUUGAGCACGAGGGUGGCGAAGCAGCCAGGGGGCUUUUGUGUAGAUGGUUUUGGAGCCGCGCCCAGGACUCAGGAGCAAAUUUUGAUCUCGCUCCCUGGCAGCUUUGAACUUGCCAGCCGGGGAUGAGAGUAACGCCACCCAGCUGGACCUUGAUUACCGGUCAGAGGGAGAGAACGACCACAGCAGUCAGGAAGCCAACUGAGGAAAACACCCAUUCGGGAAGGGAUCUACUACUUUGGGGGACUGUGUGGUUUUAUCAUGCCCCUAAGCGUGAGGUGUGCUGGAAUCUGAUGCCGUGUUGGAGCGUGUCGGUGUUUCCCAGCAUGCAGUUCUUUUGAAAACAGAUGAGGGUUUUGCUUUGUUUUGUUUUGUUUUGUUUUCUUCAACCUUCACCUUCUUCCCCGCUUGUUCCGAUGGCCAGGGGAGGUCCUGCCUCUGCUGAGCUGCUGUGUCGCUGGGAAACCGGGUUGAUGGGUUUCCGAGUUAAAUGCAUGUUCGGAGUCCUGGGUUUCCUCUGGAUGGGGGAGUGGAGAGAAGUGGGUGACUUGGGGCCGGCACUUGGCCAUGGGUGUGGACUAUGGCUGGCAGGUGGAAAUGAUUGGGACUCUUUCUCCAUGCCCGCCCGCCUUCUACCAGAAGUGUCCCUUUCGCGUCCCCAGUCUGAGCUUGUAGUCUCCCGAGAAAUCUGCAGCGUGGGAUUCUGUGAGCAGAAAUUGCGGCUCUUCUGAAUAUGGGGAGCUCGAGGCUCAUGGGUUAGCUCGGUUCCCCAAAGGUCCGAUCUGCAGGUGUCGGAGGAGGAAACGAAUCCAGGCAAGAUGGGGAGGGAAGGGGUGGGGCGUUCCUGGAGAUGAGCCACGUCUGUGCUUAGCUGGAUACCCACUGGAACCCAGACGCACCAUCCCCAAACUCCGCAUUUUCAUCCUUCUUUUGUCUUCAUUUUGCCUCUCUGUUUGAAGCACCAUGUGAUUCAGAAAGUUAGAGGUAUAACUUAUUGUCCGAUCAUUGUUGAGUGUACGUAUGUCAUUUUUGUGUUCCGGCAGUGGUUUUAGAUUUUCUCAUCCAGUCCAGCUGGAAUCCUCUCCUUGUCCACGAUGCAGAGCAUUUUGCUCAUUCUUAUUUAAUCAGACAGCCAUUGAACAUUUCACCCACUUCCUGCCAGCUCUUUGAUCGUCCAGUUUGGGGCAGACUCACCUGUUCCCUCCGUGGCGUGUCUGUCCGCAUUUAUCGGGCCUUGGACUAAAAUGUCCUUGUGUGAGAAGGGAGGACCAAGCCCCGUUCUUCCUCCCUCAUCAUUUGCGGAGUCUCAGGGGGAGGGGGGCACGCAGCAUGGGGCAGGGGGAUGGCUCUGUGAAGUGGCUUAGCCCCGUGUGGAGGGGAGAUGCUGAGAGGUGGGUGCAGCAAGUGUUAGUGGUAGAAAGAUGGGCAGAGGGAUGUGGUGGGAAGGCUGUUGGGGGAAUCUUGUAGGGUCAGUGGCGAGGCGCCUCUCCCUGGGCCCCCAUGGCGGGGUGCCGAGGUGGGGGAUGGGGACAGCAACAGUCAUCUGGGUGUCUGGUGAUGGCAUGUCCUUUAAGGUGCCAGAGCCUCUGCACCUCAUACCUUUCUUCUUCUCUCAGCCCCUUUGGCUCCCCCUUCCUCACCAAAAAGAAGGUCAGUGGUAGGUACUUGAGGGCGUAGCUUGAAAAAGAAACAAGAAGGCGUGGUUGGAGAGAAGGAAAGGUGGCAAGAAGCAGGAAUUUGAGUCGGUGGCCUGGGCUUGUAUCACCUGGCCCACCUGGUCUGGUCAAGGAACAGCCAAAGGUCCCUUGGCCACUGGGAGAGACAGGGCCAGGUGGGGGACAGAGGUCAGGGCCAGGUGGGGGGGACGGAGGUCAUGGCUUCCCAGGUGGUGCCAGGUCUUUGGGGGAAAUGUCAGAUUGCAAUAGUUUCAGCAAGGCAAAGAGUUUUCAGCUGCCUUGCUCUUUGCUGGCACAGUGACUUCUGGAACAGAAAGGGCCUGCUCAGGGGGAUGGCUGGAAAAGUAGAUUCAGGAUGCCUUUUUGUUGUCUUAGAAGUUUCUGCCAGGAAGCCAGGCCCGCUGGGGUGUGUGUGUGUGUGUGUGUGUGUGUGUGUGUGUGCACCCGCAUGCCUGUGUCCCCCGAGGGCGACUGGGCCAGGGAGGGGAGCUGCUCCUGGAAAUCCGCCCACCCCACCAGCCUCUUUUCUGUUGCCACUGUCUAGACUGUUGACCUUUGACCUCUCCACCUCUUGGAGUGUUUAAACCCGAAAGUCCCCUCUGGGGAGAGUGGGACAAAGCCCCAUUCUUCUCCAUGGCCCCAGCCUCCACCCCGAGACCCUCGAAAGCGCACGCGUGAGCCUGCAGCCGGUGUGGGGACGUUGAUGGUCAUACAGGCGGAGGCAGGCCACCGCGUUGCCAGGUGGCUCCUCGUGGCCACGAAUCCCCCACUGUAUCCAUUGACUCCGGGAAGCCGAAAAGGGCUUUUGUUUUUAUAUCCCAGAGUGCAUUUCCCUUCUCCAGGCACAAGUGCCUCAAAAGGGCCUGGGCCUGCUGGCUGGGAGGGAGAACAUCUCUAUUUUUGUGGUGAGGAAGCACAUUAAAGGCCACGGACCCCCUCACACCCAUGGCAGCAUGGCUCUUUGGGGUGGGAGGCCAUUUGCUGACAUCCACAUCUCGGGUGGAUGCUGAACAUUUCUGCUAAGAGACUCUGUCCUCCAGUUCAUGGGCAGUUGUCACAAGCUGAGUGUCGCGGGCUCCCAGGUCUCUGGGGGACCUGUUCCAGCCCUGAGCUGCUCCUCCUGCCAAACCCAUUUCUCCCCCUCUCUCUCCUCACCAAGCCUUCCUUUCAGCUGCCUGGAGACCCACAGAAGUGCCUGCCUCUCUAAUAAACACGGGGCACAGAGAAAGGGGACGAGAUGAGAAAGAGAGAAGUAACCCCAGGCUCUGGACCCCAGGGCCCAGGCCAGGGUCACCGGAGCCAUUUGCAGAGGUGGGGUCUGGAGCGAGUGACUUUUGUGACUGACACACUUUGUCCCCAGGAAAUCACAGAGAAAGCCAGUUUGGAAUUGGGCUCUGUGCUUCCCGGGCGUGUGGCAUCCCCAGAUGCCAAGGAAGCUACAUCGGGAUCUUGGGAAGCAGAAUUGGCUUUUGCCUGCCCUAGGGGUACCUGGCAUGUUUCUGGGGCUCCGUUAACAUCUCAGGUUUCUAUCUCAUCCUGUAUCUCUCUUUAGGAAAAACCUUUCCCACCGAAGGUAACUGCAUUUUCUGUCCCCCAAGGUGGGCCUGGUCCCUGCACCCUCAGGGUGGCUUCUCCCUGACCCCCAGAGUUCCUAUGAGUGCCUUGUCCGAAACCCUCCUGGCUGGGACCCCUGGCUGGGGAAGGGUCUGUCGGACUUUGCUGGGGGCUGGGCUCUGGGACACCCCAAUCUUGACACCCCAGAAAGCAAAUAAAACAGUUGAAAUAUGUGA